Messenger RNA from Daldinia caldariorum, 1092 nucleotides. RefSeq names its product ESCRT-II complex, vps25 subunit. The coding region runs from base 340 to 963 and encodes 207 amino acids. The transcript has 2 exons. Gene Ontology annotation, biological process: protein transport to vacuole involved in ubiquitin-dependent protein catabolic process via the multivesicular body sorting pathway. NCBI's taxonomy places the organism in Eukaryota, Fungi, Ascomycota, Sordariomycetes, Xylariales, Hypoxylaceae. Gene Ontology annotation, cellular component: ESCRT II complex. The record is from RefSeq and is a predicted model, not a curated record. Gene Ontology annotation, molecular function: structural molecule activity; protein homodimerization activity.
GAAAGAACCUUAGUACAAGUACCUGGUCGAUAUAUUAAGGUACGAUAUACUUUUCACAACGCAAGCAUGUGAAAGGAUAGCGGGGUUCUAUAGCGGGGUUCUAAGCUCCAGGGGCAGAUCCAACACUGGAGCUUAGAUUGGGAGCUCCGCCAAACUUCGCCCCAGAUCAACUCCCACUACGACCACUACAUUACCUUAGGUAGAUAGUAUACUACUUCCACUAAUAACCACUAUACCAAUCCCUACCUAAUCUACCUAAAGCAAGACCAUUCCCAUUACUUUCCACCAACAACAUCGCCAUCUUCAAUACACAUACAUAUUGCUUACCUAUUAAUAACUAUGUCCUCAACCCCCACAAACCCCUCCACCUCCUCCCAACCGCCCCCCCCCGCCUUCGACUUCCCCCGCGAAUACCACUUCCCGCCCUUCUUCACCCGGCAAACCAACCUGACCACGCACCACUCCCAACUCGAGAAGUGGUCCUCCCUCAUCCUCUCCUACGCGCGCCACCACCGGCUCUUCCGCCUGUCCCUCUCGUACGACGGGACCCCCUACGAAGACCUGUUCCGGAACCGCAGGAUAAACCGCUCCUUGAGACUCGCCGAUGCCAGGGAGGUGUUGGAGUUCAUGAGGAAGGAGGGGAGGGCGGAACCGGUCGGUACGGGAACGGGGUCGGGGAGAGACGGCGAGAAUGGGAAUGGAGGAGGAGGGGGGGAUGUGUAUUGGGUGUACUGGCGCACGCCGGAGGAGUGGGCGGGUUUGAUCGAGGGGUGGGUGGAUGAGACGGCGCAGAAGGGCACGGUGUUGACGCUGUAUGAGUUGACGGAUGGGGAGGGGACGAGGGGUACUGAAUUCUACGGCCUCGAUCCCGACCUCUUACAGAAAGCGCUACAAGUCCUCGUCAAGCGCGGCAAGGCGCAGAUCUUCGGACAGGAAGACCAGCAAGGAGUCAAGUUCUUCUAAGUACGGAAUAUCGAACACCGAGAACGAAAUCCAAGUCCAAGCCCAAGUCCAAGUCCAAAUCCGAUUUGUGAUUUGUUCUGUUCUGCUAUAGGCUACCUGCUGCGAUCAAGUAUAUAUUCCAUAAUAAUA